AUGGAAAAUAAGCGAAAUUUAACAUUUUUGGAAAAUCUUGGAAAAUCAAAACUAGCUAGCAGAUUUCUGAUAGCACCAUUAGACUCAGCGUCACGAAUCACGUAUGGGAAAUGCGUGCCAAUUCCUGUUGAAAUUAUUCGCGGAAGUGGUUCUACGACUAGUCGUCCAUCAUUGCCAUAUCAAUUAGAUUCACCAUUUCGCACCACACCACAGAAUGCUAAUUUUAUUAGUAAUCAUUCUCCAUUCUUCCAUACUACAACAACAAUGCCAUACAUAAAUAAUAAUCACAACAGCAGUUAUGAAUCUCGUGGAAUUCAUACACAUCAAGGUCCAAAAACAGCCUUUGAUAGACUAAUUAAUGAUUCAACAUUCUAUCAACCACCCAGUGGAAAUCCAUCAUUUUACCGACAAUCAUUACAAACUCAAUACCCGAGAAAUAGUCAAUAUAUUAGUACAGCAUCAAAUUUGAACGAACCAACAAUAACUUCUUUUCGUUCAAGUAAAGAUCUUUCCGAUCAAUAUUAUUCAUUACCCGAUUCAAUACUGCUAGAGCAUGCUAAUGGAAAUGACUAUGGUUAUUUACGUCGCCCUAAUUUCGAUAAUCGUUAUUUCCAACAAAACCCUACAUCAAGACGUUCGUACGAUGUUUUAAACGAUUAUUCCGAUAAGAACUUUAGAAAUUUUCCACGUGUAUGGUCUGGAUCUACGUUUACAACAGGCCAUCCGAAUGAACAAGAUGUAGCAGUAGAUGCCAAACAGUUAUCACAAAAAUAUGAUACAUACAAUAUACCAUAUCAAUCCAUUUUCCCAGGACAAACAGAUGGAACAUCAAAUGCAGAACAUGAUCCUUCUCGCUCGCCGGCUUCAAAUCGUAGAACAUCUCCCGGUGCACCACAACGAGAACAACAAUUUCAACAGUCCACAGAUGGACAAAAAUCAACACCAGUAUCAACCAAUAAUCCUGUGGCUCCGGAACAAACCGAAUCAAACUUACCUACCGCACCAAUCCCAAUGUCAUGUAAUCAAGAACAGACGCAACAAGAUCAACAAGUGCCCUCAACUGGAUCACCUGUUCAAUCUCAACCACUACAACGUGAUGCAAAUCAAAUCGCAAUAGAAAAAUUAGAAAAUAUUAAAACAAAUUUAGCAGAUUUAAGUAAACGUGUUGAUGAAUUUAAGGGUACUACGCGAGAUGAACGUUUGUAUAAAGAAUUAGAUGAACAAGCAGUAAAAUUAAUGAUACGAUGCGAUGAACUAGUCAAUGUACGAGAUGAAAUUAAGGAAAAACGAAAAGAAAUGAUUCAAAAUGUACAACAUGUACUUACAAAACUUGAAUUAAAAAUACCCACGUAUAAUAAUGAUAAUCAAACAAGAGACACUGCACUUGUUGUUUAUAGUUCACAGCUAGACACAUUAAAUAAAAAUAAUAGUUCAAUUGAUGAAUCAUUGUCAUCAACAACUGAAACGAGGUUACAACAAAAGCCAGUGGAUGCAACAGCAGUCACAACAAUAGUUGCAGAACAGCAACUAGAAACGUCUUCAUAA
This is a messenger RNA of Didymodactylos carnosus, 1545 nucleotides long. The record is from the annotation of a GenBank genome assembly. Lineage: Eukaryota; Metazoa; Rotifera; Eurotatoria; Philodinida; Philodinidae.